Messenger RNA from Arvicanthis niloticus (Nile rat), 1091 nucleotides. The record is from RefSeq and is a predicted model, not a curated record. Lineage: Eukaryota; Metazoa; Chordata; Mammalia; Rodentia; Muridae.
GUAUUCGCCGGAGCUUGGGGAAGGAAGUCUCUCUGUGGAGGUCUGAGGGGAAGCGCUCAUGCCAGGUAGACAAUGCUCUGUCAUCAUGGGUAAGGGUGACCCCAACAAGCUGCGGGGCAAAAUGUCCUCAUAAGCCUUCUUCGUGCAGACCUGCCGGGAGGAGCACAAGAAAAAGCAUCCCGACUCGUCGGUCAACUUCGAGUUCUCAAAGAAAUGCUCCGAGAGAUGGAAGACCAUGUCUGCAAAGGAAAAGUCGAAGUUUGAGGAUUUGGCCAAGAGCGACAAAGCUCGUUAUGACAGGGAGACGAAGAACUAUGUCCCUCCCAAAGGUGAUAAGAAAGGAAAGAAAAAAGAUCCAAAUGUUCCGAAGAGACCACCGUCUGCCGUCUUCCUGUUUUGCUCUGAACACCGCCCAAAGAUCAAAAGUGAACACCCUGGCCUGUCUAUUGGAGAUACUGCAAAGAAAUUGGGUGAGAUGUGGUCUGAGCAAUCUGCCAAAGAUAAACAACCGUAUGAGCAGAAAGCAGCUAAACGAAAGGAGAAGAAUGAAAAGGAUACUGCUGCAUACCGUGCCAAGGGCAAAGGUGAAGUGGGAAAGAAGGGUUCUGGUAGGCCAACAGGCUCAAAGAAGAAGAAUGAACCAGAAGAGGAGGAAGAAGAGGGGGAAGAAGAGGGGGAAGAAGAAGAGGAGGAAGAUGAAGAGGAGGAAGAAGAGGGGGAAGAAUAAGUGGCUGUCCUAAAGUGUGGAGUACAUGCUCAGACAAUUAUUUUGCCAAGAAUGUGAAAUUCAAGUGCACUCAACACUAGCUUCAGCAUAAAAACUGUACAGAUUUUUGUAUAGCUGAUGAGAUAUUCUUUGUAGAGAAGAUACUUUUUAAAAAGUUUGUGGCUUUUUCAAGGGCUACAACGUACAGUUAGAUUUAAAGCUUUUGAUGUUGAAUGUUUCUGAAUAUUUAAUGGUUUCUUUAAUUUCUUAUGAUAGCAAAAGAAAAAAAAAAACUUCAUAGGAAUUUGUAUUACCAGUAAAAAAAAGUUUUUUAGGAUGUUGCAUUUUUGGGGGUUUUUUUUUUUUUAAUUUGUAAUAAAAUAAU